AAUUAAUUUAAAGUUUUCAAUCCCGUCUUCUCCAACUAAAACUACUGUAGUUCUCUCUUCUCUCACAAACACUUUGCAUUAAUAAAUCUUCUUUCUUCUUUCUCUGUAUCGUUGAUUCUGAUAGAACCCUCUCUCUCGAGCUCGUGGUUUUUUUUUUUUUGACCUAUCAUCAGAUUCUUCUGGAGUUGCUUAAUUUGUUUAAUCAGAUAGUGUUCGUCUUUGAUCUAUCGCCACUAGAUUUGUUUGCUGAUAAUUUCAUAUAUUUGCAGUUCUCUCGGCUUAUGAUCUCGAGGUAAUGGUCACGGAGCUGUUGCACCUGGUUUAUUUAGGGAUACUGCCCUGUUUUGGUACUGUUGCACUGUCAACAAACUGAUUAUCAAAGAACUUUUGCCCUACGGAGAUUUUUUUUUUGUUCUUUUGCACUGAGGAGAGGGGACGAGGGAAGAUGGCAAAGAUGAUAAACAAGACGCUUGUUCUUACUUAUAUCUACUUGCUCAUCUACAUUAUACUUUCUUCUGGAGUUAUACUGUACAAUAAGUGGGUUUUAUCCCCAAAGUACUUCAAUUUUCCACUUCCUAUAACGCUGACAAUGAUCCAUAUGGGUUUUGCUGGAUUCGUGGCUUUCCUUCUUAUUCGCGUGUUCAAGGUUGUAGCUCCGGUUAAAAUGACAUUUGAAAUAUACGCAACCUGUGUUGUACCUAUAAGCGCCUUCUUUGCAUCAAGUCUCUGGUUUGGCAAUACUGCGUAUUUGCACAUUUCUGUUGCCUUCAUUCAGAUGCUUAAAGCUCUAAUGCCAGUAGCAACAUUUAUCAUGGCAGUUGUUUGCGGCACUGACAAACCAAGGUGCGACGUGUUCUCGAACAUGUUGCUGGUCAGUGUUGGAGUUGUGAUAUCCUCUUAUGGGGAAAUUCAUUUCAAUGUCGUUGGCACAUUCUACCAGGUGACAGGCAUCUUUGCUGAAGCACUUAGACUGGUGCUAACUCAAGUUCUUCUCCAAAAGAAGGGUUUGACAUUGAACCCUAUUACCAGCUUGUAUUACAUAGCUCCCUGCAGUUUUGUUUUUCUGGCCUUACCUUGGUAUGUGUUGGAGAAACCCACAAUGGAAGUUGCACAGAUCCAAUUUAACUUCUGGAUAUUCUUCUCCAAUGCUCUAUGUGCUCUUGCCUUGAAUUUCUCCAUAUUCUUAGUAAUCGGGAGAACAGGUGCAGUAACCAUCCGGGUGGCUGGUGUUCUCAAAGACUGGAUUCUCAUAGCCCUAUCGACUGUCAUUUUUCCUGAGUCCACAAUCACUGGGCUGAAUAUCACUGGAUACGCGAUAGCGCUAUGUGGUGUUGUUAUGUACAAUUACAUAAAAGUAAGGGAUGUCAAGGCGUCUCAACCAAUUCCUGACAGUCUUCCAGAUCGAAUCAAUAAGGAGUAUAAGAUGGAGAAGAAGUCUUCGGAUAAAUUCAGUCCUAACGACUGUGGAAAUCCCAAGAGUAGGAGCUGAGAUAAACGACGAGGAAGCCCCUUUGAUCACGUCCCGGUUGUCUCAUAUUGGUCGGACACAGCUCGGAAAUCACGCGGUCUAAGAUGUUGGUAUACACGUAUAAUAGACAUUUUGCUUCCCAAUUUGUUUUUUUUUUUUUUGUUACUUAAAAAAUGAUACCGAAAAAGAAGCUGCUGCAGCAUCUAGACCGUCUGUCUUGGUGUCUCAGGUGAAAAAUGUCCCUUCAAAAUCCAAAUUUAUUAUGAAAUAGAAUAGCGGAGAUUAUUACCGAUGAUUAUUAGGUUGAAAAAUGUCAGAGUCGUAUAUUCGUUUGUAGUGAAUUGACGUUUCAAGUUAUAUAUUUAUGGUCUUCAUUUUUUCCA
Messenger RNA from Camelina sativa (false flax), 1851 nucleotides. Its product is annotated as putative sugar phosphate/phosphate translocator At3g17430. The record is from RefSeq and is a predicted model, not a curated record. NCBI's taxonomy places the organism in Eukaryota, Viridiplantae, Streptophyta, Magnoliopsida, Brassicales, Brassicaceae.